This is a messenger RNA of Poecile atricapillus (Black-capped chickadee), 2941 nucleotides long. It is a transcript of the gene HEPACAM, whose product is annotated as hepatic and glial cell adhesion molecule. The record is from RefSeq and is a predicted model, not a curated record. Bases 166 to 1641 code for a protein of 491 amino acids. The transcript is spliced from 6 exons. Lineage: Eukaryota; Metazoa; Chordata; Aves; Passeriformes; Paridae.
UAUUGAGAAGGGACAGAACAGAAAAGAAAAAGAAAAAAAAAAAAAAAAAAAAAAAAAAAAGAAGGGAAAAAAAUAAAUUAGCCGGGCGAAGCGCCAAGCCGGGAGCUCCGAGGGACGUGCCCAGAGUGGGGAAGCGGAGCAAUUCGGGGGGCGAGCCUGCCCGAAAUGUGGGGAGCGCCGGCUGCCCCGCGGGGCCACCCCGCUCCCCCCUGCUUGCUGCCGGUGACCUGGCUUCUGGCGCUGCACGCAGGUCUGCUGGCAGGGGUGAACAUCACCAGCCCCACGCCACUCGUCCGUGGCACGGCGGGCAAAGCGGCGCUGCUGUCAGUGCGCUACGCCAGCGCCAGCGCUGACAAGCCAGUGGUCAAGUGGCAGCUGAAGAGGGACAAACCUGUCACCGUCGUCCAGUCCAUCGGCACCGAGAUCAUUGGCAACCUCCGACCCGACUACCGCGACCGCAUCCGGGUGCUGGAGAACGGCUCGCUGCUCAUCAGCCCCUUGCAGUUGGCUGAUGAAGGCGCUUACGAGGUGGAGGUGUCCAUCACUGACGACACUUUCACUGGCGAGAAGACCAUCAACCUCACCGUGGACAUUCCAAUCUCAAAACCACAAGUGCUGGUGGCCUCCUCAACGGUGCUGGAGCUCAGUGAGUUCUUCACCCUCAACUGCUCACAUGAGAAUGGCACCAAGCCCACCUACACCUGGCUGAAGGACGGGCGGCCGCUGAGCAACGACUCCCGCCUGCUCCUCUCCCCUGACCAGAAGAUCCUCACCAUCACCCGUGUUCUCAUGGCUGACGAUGACGUCUACAGCUGCCUGGUGGAGAACCCCAUCAGCCAUGGCCGCAGUAUCCCCGUGAAGCUCACAGUUUACCGCCGGAGCUCUCUCUAUAUCAUCCUGUCCACAGGCGGCAUCUUCCUCCUUGUCACCCUGGUGACAGUUUGUGCCUGCUGGAAACCCUCCAAAAAGGAGAAGCGACAAGCGGAGACACAACCAACCUCUGACUACGCAGAGCAGGAUGAGGAGCGCCUGAAGCACGAGGCCGAAGGCAUCCCACGGAGCGGCGAGCACGAGCGCAAGAACCCAGUGGCUUUGUACAUCCUUAAAGAUAAGGUGAGAGCCAGUAGCACCAGUAGCACCAGUAGCACAUCAGCAGUGUCCCAGCACUGGGUCUUGCACAUGUCCCACGUUCUUCUGCUCUUGGCUUUUGGCAGGACUCGCCAGAGGCAGAGGAGGAUUCAUUGCCUGAACCCCGCAGCACAGUUGAACCAGGCUACACCAGUUCUCCAGUACCAGCAGCCGGACGCUCGCCAGGACCAGUGGGGCGUUCGACUCGCCGUUACCAUCGCUCGCCAGCCCGCUCGCCCGCCUCGACGCGGACCCACAGGUCACCACCGGGUUCGCCGGCACGUUCCCGCGGCGCCCCACGGCUGCUGCGGACUGCCGGCGUCCACGUUAUCCGGGAGCAGGAGGAGGCCAACGCCGUGGAGAUCAGUGCCUGAGCAGGGGGGACUGUGCGCGCUUUGGUGGCAGCGUGCAAGUGAGCAGGGACACCAGCACGGCCACAUUUCCGCCACCGAGCAAGCGGGGACACCGGCACAGCCCUGCUCCCACCACUGGGCGUCAUUCUGCUCGGCGUAAAGUCACUAAUUUCCUAUUGAUCCCACCCAGAGCCCCCCUCUUCCGUCCCCCAUCUUCCUGGGGCAUCGCUUUAAUGGCUUUCUCGCCGGGACGAGUGUGCAGGGAGCGUGCAGAAAGCACACAUGUGUGUGCAGAGAGAACAUGCAAUCAUUGCACGGAGAGAGUGUGCCAGAGGGUGUGCAUGGAGCAUGCAGAGAGAGCGUUGGAGCGCUGCACAGAGGAAGCAUGCAUGGAGCGUGCAGGAGGGCGCAUGGACUGUGCACACACGGUGCGUGGGGGCAGGCACGUGUGCAGCAAGUGUGCACACAGCGUGCAAAGAGGAUGCACAGAGCAUGCAAGAGAACACGUGGAGCCCGCAGAGAGAGCACACACUGCACAGAGUGUGCACAGAGUGUGCAUGGAGUGUGCAGUGUCCACUGAACCAGCGUGGCCUUUGUGAGCGUGCCAGCACUGGUGUGUGUUCCAAGUGUGCACAGAGUGUGCAGAGAGAGUCCAUGCAGAGAGCACCUGUGCAGAGUGUGCACGGAGCACGUGGAGUGAACAUGCACACAGCAUUUGCACAGGACAUGCAUGCAGCACGUGGUGAGUGUGCAAAGAGCGGGAGCAGGGAGGCUGUGUGCAGUGCUUGCACCAAGCACACGCAGAGCGUGCAUGGUGCGUGUGGAAAGUGUGCACAAAGCGAGCAGCUGAGUGUGCUCAGAGCAUGUGCAAGAAUGAGUCUGCAGUGCUGGCACAGGGCAUGCGUGGAGCCUGCAGUGAGCGUGCAGAGUGUGUGUGCUGCGCUUGCACAGAGUGUGUGUGGUGGAUGUGGAGAGAGCGAGCACAAAGAGCUGAGCAUGACUGGAGCGUGCACGAGGAGCACACACACUGCACGCCCAGCAGCCACAUGUGCACACCUGUGUGAAAGAACACGGUGCCCACCCGCCGUGGCACACCCCCCAUGCAUGGAGCAGGACAUGCACUGGCACAAGCUCGCCCAAGGGUGCAACAUGCAUCAGGUGGUCUAAACAGGGGGCUCCCUCCUGCCCCCCAGCUCCCCAGCUGCAAUGUCCCCUAAACGUGGGCUGGAAGCCCAGGCCCAAGCAUUGCCCCUUUGCCACGGUAGGAUUUUCUGUGAAAAUCCCCCAGUUUUGGGGCACACAACGCUGUCUCUCCCCAAGCCUUCAUGGGAAAUAGGUUUAGGAUGAAAAGCACAGAGUGGCUGGCCAAGCCGGGCCCUGGGGCACCCGGGGUGGGUGCCGGGGCACCCCGGAGUGCUCGGGGUGCACUACUAACCAAUAAACUAAACGUACUACCCGUC